Molecule: messenger RNA, 719 nt
Organism: Loa loa (African eye worm)
Lineage: Eukaryota; Metazoa; Nematoda; Chromadorea; Rhabditida; Onchocercidae
Product: major facilitator superfamily transporter
Exons: 5
Biological process (GO): monoatomic anion transport; transmembrane transport
Molecular function (GO): transmembrane transporter activity
Source: RefSeq, a predicted model, not a curated record
GGAUUUGCAGGUGGUUGGCCAUCCAUCUUUACGUUAUCGGUACGGCCGGCGUUUUAUGGUGUUUUCUUUGGUUCUUCUAUGUUUCGGAUCGACCGUCACAUAGUAAACGUAUUUCUAAGAAAGAGCUAAACUAUAUUGAAAAUUCGUUAGCUGACAUAUUAGCACCGGAUUCCAAGAAGAAAAGACCAGUGCCAUGGCUUUCCAUAUUCAAAUCACUUCCCGUUUGGGCAUUAUUCUGUGGUCAUUUUGCCGGUGAUUGGGGUGCUUACAUCAUGAUGACCAGUCUUCCGCUAUUCAUGAAUGAUGUUUUGGGAUUAGAUUUUGCUUCGCUUGGAUUUUUGACGGCAAUUCCGUACAUUGCAUAUUUCGUAUUUAUUAAUUUGGGCGGUUUUAUUGCGGAUAAGUUGCAAAAUGCAAAUAUCCUAUCAACUAUAGCAACUCGACGUCUUGCUAUGAUCGUUGCGCUUGGAAGUCAAGCUGCAUUUCUGAUAGCUAGUGGUCAUUGUAGUUGCGGUCAGGAGACCCUAGUGAUUACAUUCCUUACUCUUGGUAUUGGUUUGUCCGGAAUACAGUACGCCGGUUUUGUGGUUAAUUAUCUCGAUAUUGCACCAACAUUCGCUGGACCUCUACUAGGUAUCGGCAAUACGAUAACAUGCAUCGCUGGGAUCAUAGGACCACUAAUGGUUGGCCAACUUACUCCCACGGUAACCUUUAUUUAA